ACCCAACACUUAUAAACACAACCAAAGACUCGCAUCUCUGCAACUCCUCUCCGUUCUUCAUAUACUUUGAUCUUCUUCUCCGUUCUUCAGAUACUUCGAUCUUCUUCUUCGUCUUCAUAUACUCUUCUUCAUGGGGAACUACAUCUCAUGCACUCUAGCCACGCCACUCAUCAAGAGCACCAAGGCAGCGCGUGUGAUCUUCCCCACCGGCGAAGUCAGGCAGUUCCGUGAACCCAUCAAGGCCGCCGAGCUCAUGCUGGAGUCUCCAAACACCUUCCUUGCCAACUCCAACUCUCUCCACAUCGGCCGCCGCUUCUCCGCCCUCGCCGCAGACGAGGAGCUCGACUUCGGCAGUGUCUACAUCAUGUUCCCGAUGCGGAGGCUCAGCUCCAUCGUCACCGCCGCCGACAUGACCAUCUUUUUCAUCGCUGCCAACUCCGCUGCCAAGCGGAUAUCCGGCGGGAAGCUCCGGAUCUUGCCCGAGGCUCAAGCAGUACUCCAAAACGUUAACGAGGAGGAGAAAAGUCAGAGCGGUGGCGGUGUAAGGGAAAGUGAAGGUCCGGCGAGGCUGAGCUUGGACGGAGUUGAGGGUUUGCAAGUGGCGGAGUUCCAGUAUAGAUUAGCUGCUUGCAGGUCAAGGAAGCCAUUGUUGGAAACCAUCAAAGAGGAGCCCAUUUUCUCCAGAUAGAUUAAUUUCAUCUUUUGAUGGUGGAAAUCGUUAAGAAUAGGCUUAAUUAAUUCUAGAGACCAAACCAUAUAUUUGAGGGUCUUCAUUAAUUUGUGUGAUAGAGUUACUCUAAUUGAUGAUACCUAUCAAACGCUUUUGUUAAGGAAGGAGAUAGAUUUGGUUUAAUUUUCUGACGACCAAUAUAUUACCACUUGUAAAAAAAUUCAGAUUCUCCAAAUAUAUAAGCACGUAACACGUUUGAUUAUUAUACCGUA
This is a messenger RNA of Argentina anserina (silverweed cinquefoil), 942 nucleotides long. RefSeq lists its product as uncharacterized. The transcript has a single exon. Lineage: Eukaryota; Viridiplantae; Streptophyta; Magnoliopsida; Rosales; Rosaceae. The record is from RefSeq and is a predicted model, not a curated record. Bases 131 to 688 code for a protein of 185 amino acids.